Messenger RNA from Cylicostephanus goldi, 1007 nucleotides. The record is from the annotation of a GenBank genome assembly. Lineage: Eukaryota; Metazoa; Nematoda; Chromadorea; Rhabditida; Strongylidae.
CACAUUUGCAAAUAUAGCGAUGAAGUGAAGAAGGAGUUAGCUAACAAGCAGUCUUUCCUCAAAUCUGCAACCACUGUUGUGCGAUAUCUUCAAGCUGCUAGACUUUUGUACAAUCGGCUGGAUUGGCGAAAGAAGCGAAAAUACGAGCAAGAUGCACGUUAUAGGAUAAGAAUGGAACACAUCGCGAAGAUUCGAGAAGAGAAAAAAGAACUGGCGGAUUUGCCACUUUUCGAUAACGGGAAUCGAUUCGAUGACGCGCUCGAAAAAAGGAUUGGUAUGGUAGCUUGCCCCAUGCCUUCCUCUGAAUAUGUGUUCAAAGAUCGGCAAUCGUUGCGUGAUUUUAAGAGAUAUGAGGCUUUGAAGUCCCGGAAAAUCUGCUGCCCUCUAUGUCCCAUAAGCUCUGAAGUAAUAACUAGUGCUGUUCAGUAUCAGGGUCACAUGACAACCCAUCACUCGUGUGCGCAUCUUUUUGCAUGUCAUUUUUGUGGAUUUGUGUUUCCUUCCCUUGAAGCUUUGAAAGCUCACGACGGAUGUGAGGGAUUUGCUACUGCAAUGGUGCAACGGAUAAACCUUUGCGGGGAAGUAGAUUGUCCUAUGGGAUUUGCUAUAGUAGUCAUGACUUGUACUGACUGCGGCUCGCAGCAGCUCGUUCGCUCAUCUUUCCUUGGGGAAGCGUCUAUGUCUCACUGGAACGAGAUCAUAAAUUUCCAUAUGGCGCACAAUGCUGAGAGCCUAGUUCCGUUGAUCAUAUAUUCCAGCGAAGAUUUUAACUGCAAGAUGCGAUUACGAUUACACACUAUUUCAUCACUAAUCAAAGAUGUCCAAAUUACUUGCCCUUAUUGUGGGAAAUCGGAUUUUGACACGCUCGAAAUGCUCGAGUCACAUUUCCUCUCUCACAACGAAGGCGUCAGAGUUUGUCCCGUAUGCUCGAGUAAAUUUGGACAGGAGGCGUUUUACAGGUCAGUUUUCUUUGCGGUUCAAUACGAUUUCUUUCAUGCUAAAUAGCU